UUUGCAGUGAGUUCAAGUUUCCAUGGUUGGCAUCGCUAGUGUAUAUAAAAGCGGCCGUGCGGCGUUACUUCCUCCAUUUUCUUCGUCAACGGCAUCAUGUCGCACAGAAAAUUCAGCGCCCCUCGACACGGGUCGAUGGGGUUCUACCCGAAAAAGAGGUCCCAGAGGCAUCGCGGAAAAGUAAAGGCUUUCCCGAAGGAUGAUCCUAGCAAGCCCGUGCACUUGACGGCUUUCAUCGGCUACAAGGCCGGUAUGACUCACGUCGUGAGGGAAGCCGAUCGUCCUGGGUCGAAGGUAAACAAGAAGGAGAUCGUGGAGGCCGUCACCAUCCUCGAGACGCCGCCGAUGAUCGUUGUCGGUCUCGUCGGCUACAUCGAGACGCCGCAUGGUCUCCGGGCGCUCGCCACCGUCUGGGCGGAGCAUCUGUCGGAGGAUUGCCGCAGGCGUUUCUACAAGAACUGGUAUAAGAGCAAGAAGAAGGCGUUCACGAAAGCGUCGAAGAAGUGGCAGGACGACCUCGGCCGCAAGUCCAUCGAGGCGGAUCUCAAGAAGAUCGUCAAGUACUGCAGCGUCGUUCGCAUAAUCGCGCACACUCAGAUGAAACUGCUGAGGCAGCGUCAGAAGAAAGCUCACAUUAUGGAGAUCCAGUUGAACGGCGGCACCAUCAGUGAUAAGGUGCAAUGGGCGCGCGAGCAUCUGGAGAAACCUGUGCCCAUCAGUAACGUGUUCGCUGCCGACGAGAUGAUCGACGUGAUCGGCGUUACCAAGGGAAAGGGCUACAAGGGCGUUACGUCCAGGUGGCACACGAAGAAAUUGCCGCGCAAAACUCACAAGGGUCUGAGGAAGGUCGCCUGUAUCGGCGCGUGGCAUCCCAGCCGCGUGUCCUUCACCGUGGCGCGCGCCGGUCAGAAGGGAUACCACCAUCGCACCGAGAUGAACAAGAAGAUCUACAGGAUCGGACAGGGCAUCCAUACCAAGGACGGCAGGAUCGUCAAGAACAAUGCUUCGACGGAGUACGAUCUUACCGACAAGAGCAUCACGCCGAUGGGUGGCUUCCCGCAUUACGGUGAAGUGAACAACGACUUCAUCAUGAUCAAGGGAUGCUGCAUGGGCCCGAAGAAGCGCGUCAUCACGCUCAGGAAGUCCUUGUUGGUGCACACCAAGAGAUCGGCGCUGGAGAAGAUCAACCUCAAGUUCAUCGACACCAGCUCCAAAUUCGGACACGGUCGCUUCCAAACCGCGGUCGACAAGGCCUCCUUCAUGGGACAGCUCAAGAAGGACCGUCUUCGCGAGGAAGAAGCACGUACCGUUGGUGUGGCGGCCGCCACGCCAGCACAGUAAAACCAAUCUUCUACUGUGUACCAUUUUUUUGAGAGAAAAAAAAUAAAUUUAAAAAUCAGA
Vollenhovia emeryi is the source of this 1401-nucleotide messenger RNA. RefSeq names its product 60S ribosomal protein L3 (gene RpL3). The record is from RefSeq and is a predicted model, not a curated record. Bases 97 to 1341 code for a protein of 414 amino acids. Gene Ontology annotation, molecular function: RNA binding; structural constituent of ribosome. Gene Ontology annotation, cellular component: cytosolic large ribosomal subunit; ribosome. NCBI's taxonomy places the organism in Eukaryota, Metazoa, Arthropoda, Insecta, Hymenoptera, Formicidae. Gene Ontology annotation, biological process: ribosomal large subunit assembly; translation. The transcript is spliced from 8 exons.